Molecule: messenger RNA, 1491 nt
Organism: Guillardia theta CCMP2712
Lineage: Eukaryota; Cryptophyceae; Pyrenomonadales; Geminigeraceae
Exons: 15
Coding region: 1-1491 (496 amino acids)
Molecular function (GO): RNA binding
Source: RefSeq, a predicted model, not a curated record
AUGGGUGAAGCCUUCGAGCGCAGAUGCCGCAAAGAACGAGAGUUCUCAGCUGGAAAGGCUCCUACUCAGCCAGUGGAUGGGGCGGCGAACAUAUCGCAGUAUGAGAACGAGGGCAAGGUGAAAGAAGUGACUGCAUCUGGUUAUGAUCAAGGUGGCGCGAGGCCGCAGUCAAAGAAAUGGAUCAAAGGCAUCGGCAGUAUCGACAGUCCGAAGGAUCCCUCGUCCGAAAAAGAAUCGGGAGACAUCGAGGCUCCUAAUCUGAGCUCAGCAGACCGAGCUGGAUCUGAACUCUCGUUUGCCGUUGGUGCCACCUCAAAGAAAUGGAUCAAAGGUAUUGGAGCUGUAUCGCAGGCCGGAGGACAAGGAUCAGAGGCAACUGCCACACCAGAGCUCGCUACCUCCAGGAAGGAGUCUGACGACAGCGUCGUCAAAGCUCCAGUCGCUCCUUUAAAAGUUGCACCCCAAUCGAAGAAGUGGAUCAAGGGCGUGGGAGCGAUCGAGGUGGCAGAUAACUAUGCACGAGCUGGAAGCCCUGCGGAGUUUGAGUCCCCGUACGUUGAAGAGAGGGGUAGAGCAAGCUUCUGCGUAACGAACCUGGAUCCUUCAGUUACCGAAGACAACCUCUGGAAAUUAUUCAAGCAAGCCGGACCUGUGGGAAGCUUGAAGAUAAUGCCAAAGAGGGAGGGAAAGGUGCGAGACUUGUCCUCGACGAUAGGUUUUGUAAAUUUUCUGGAUUCCACCCUGCUACGAAAGUGUCGAGAGGUUUGCAAGGCUCUGAACAACAGCAAGCCAAGUUGGAACAAUGGUUCGCAGAUCUUGGUGAACGAGCAAGUCAACGAUGGACCUGGAGGCGGCGGCAAACCGAGAGAGACUGCUGAACAGAAACAGGAGAGGCUCGCAAAGUUGCGAGAAGAAUUUCCAUGGCUUCCGAGAGAGAAUCCAGCUUCUGUCGUAGAAGCCUGGUCGAAGAGGGAGACGAGAGAGGGCCGCGAGAAGCGCAUGACGGACAAGCAGAAGAUGGAACUGCUCUUCGGCUCUGAAGCUCACAGCGCUACGUCCAACCGAGAAGAGGAGAGCGAGAGCGACAAAGACGUUCCCCGAAAGCACAGGAGAGGAAGAGACGAAUCCGACUCGGGGGACGAGGGAAGACCGAGGAAGCAGGCGAAGGCAGACUCUGGUAGUGAAGAGCAGAACGGCUGGGCCACUCUCGAGGGCUGGAACAAUUCCUGGAGCGACGAGGACGCGGAGGAGAGGAUUGUUCGGGAGUCCCUCGAUGAUUGGAGGGUUGGCAGGACGCUAAUCUCGCGGAUGGGAUGGGAUGGAGAAAGGGGACUCGGCAAGCAUAAGCAGGGCCACUCUCACGCCAUCGUUGUACGUGGGAGGCAUCCCUCGACCCAGGACCUGAAGGAGCAGAAGAAGCGACGGGGUGUGAAAGAGGACCAAGUGUCACGUGUCAAUAUCGCAGAGAUUAUUCUUUCUCAACAUCGAUGA